AUGAACAGUGGAAUAGAUAAAUUAAUUGGUUUACUUAUAUGUGCAUCGGCAACAGAAGAUUGCUAUUCGAAGCAUUAUGAUCGAUGCGUAAAUCAAUAUCCUAGUUCAACUGUUGUAAAAUCUAAUUCAACAAGUGUGAAUGAUGAAGACGAUGAAAUUACGUGGUUUAAUUGGGUGAGAAUAUCUGGCAAAGUACAUUUAGAAGAAAUAAAUAGCAAUGCUCCAGCAUUAUUAGAUAAUGUCGAUGAACAAUGA
Rotaria sp. Silwood2 is the source of this 255-nucleotide messenger RNA. The record is from the annotation of a GenBank genome assembly. NCBI's taxonomy places the organism in Eukaryota, Metazoa, Rotifera, Eurotatoria, Philodinida, Philodinidae.